AUGGUUAAGUUACAUAUAACAAAGAAAGGUUCGUGCGAGAAUACUAAUAGCGUAAAAGACAUUAAUGAAAUUGAUAAGCUAGAUAAAAGCGAUAACGUUAGAAGUGUCGUAAGCGAAAUUAUGGCAAUAGAUAUGGGCGAGGAAACAGACAUAGAUCUCAAACUGGGUGAAGAGAUUAAAUUCAAUGAUAAAAAACUGUUUAACGAAAUCUUUACAAGAGUUUACCUAAAUUCAAAGAGGCAUGACAAACCUUUAGUUAGAAAAGAAAUGAAACUGACGCUAGUUGAUGAAAAGCCAUUUGCGUGCGCACCGAGAAGACUGGCAUAUAAGGGGAAGUUGGAGUUACAGAAUAUAAUAGAUGAAUAUCUACGACCUAGUGAAUCGGAAUUCGUGUCACCUAUAGUGUUAGUCAAAAAGAAAACAGGUGAACUUCGGUUAUGUGUUGAUUAUAGGAAACUAAACAAGGUUACAGCAAAGGACAUUUACCCCAUGCCCCUCAUAGACGAUUUGUUAGAUAGAUUAGCGAACAAGAAAAUAUUCACGAAGCUGGACCUCAAGAACGGAUUUUUUCAUGUGUUUAUGGGCGAAGACUCAAUAAAAUACACAUCCUUUCCUACACCGUUAGGGCAGUACGAGUUCAUAAGUCUGCCAUUCGGACUCAAAAAUGCACCUGCAACGUUCCAAAAGUUCAUCAACAAAAUUUUUGCGGACAUGAUUCGAAGUGGAGAGGUUAUAGUUUAUCUGGACGGCAUUAUGAUAGCGACGCAGAGUUUAAAGGAGCAUUUUGAAAUAUUACAAAAAGUGUUUUUAAAGAUCGUUCAGAAUAACUUAGAAUUAAGAGAGCAGAUUCUAGAAUGGUUGCAUUCGCUGAGGAAAAAGCAUGGGCCAGUUUUCCGGAUAUGGCUUGGUAGAGAUCUAAUGGUAUUCUUCAGCGAUCCUGAAGACGUUAAGCAAUUAUUAAGCAAUAAUACACUACUUAAAAAAUCAAGAAGUUAUGAAUUAGCCGAGGCAUGGUUGGGCAAAGGACUUCUCACCAGUAGCGACGACGCAUGGCACCGUCGCCGAAAAUUACUCACACCCGCUUUCCAUUUUCGCAUUCUAAGUGAAUUUAAGGAACCCAUAGAAGAAAAUUGCAAAAUAUUCAUCAGAAAAUUACGGGAAAAGGCUAAUGGCGAACAGUUCGAUAUCUACCCAUACAUAACAUUGUUUGCCUUGGAUGCUAUCUUGGAGACAGCGAUGGGCAUAAAAAAGAAUGCCCAAAUGCAGAGCGAAUCUGAAUAUGUGAAGGCAGUGCAAACGAUAUGUCGCGUUAUGCAUAAACAGUCCUUUUCAUUUUGGCAACGUUUCGAGAUCAUUUUUCGUUUCACCAAUUCGUAUAAAGAACGUACUGAGGCUUUAAAGAUUCUACACGGCGAGACGAAACGUGUCAUUAAGUUGCGUCGCCAAAUGUUGCAGGACACCAAUAUACAAACCAUGGCGGAUGCAGAAAAAUCCGAUGACGUUGGUGGCAAAAGGCGUCUUGCCUUCCUUGACAUGCUGCUCAUCUCCCAACAAGAAGGUGGCGGUCUGACUGAUCAGGAAAUUAGAGAGGAGGUUGACACAUUCCUGUUCGAAGGUCACGACACCACGAGCUCAGCAAUUGCGUUCUGCAUAUAUUUGCUCUCUCAGCAUCGAGAGAUACAGCAGCGAGCCUAUGAGGAGGCGUCAGCGUUGCGGGGUCACGAAAAGGAGUCCAUGCGUUACAUGGAAGCAGUCAUCAAAGAAACGCUACGCCUUUAUCCCUCUGUGCCAUUUUAUUCGCGAAAGGUGCAAGAGGACUUACAAUUAGGCAAUAUUACGGUGCCAAAGGGUGCUUCAGUCAGCACACUCGCCUAUAUGGUGCAUCGUGAUGAGAAGUAUUACCCCGAGCCGGAAAAGUUCGACCCGGAGCGGUUCUUGGCAGCUGAGAAGGAUCUACAUCCAUUUGCAUUCGUUGCAUUCAGCGCUGGUCCACGCAACUGCAUUGGACAAAAAUAUGCAAUGUUGGAAUUGAAGCUUUCUCUGUCGUCACUUCUGCGAAGCUACGAGUUUUUGCCAGCAGAAGGUUUCAAGCCCAAAGCUCUGGCUGAAUUGGUGAUGAAGAGUGGAAAUGGUGUUCAGAUACGGUUGCGUCCGCGUAUUUGAAACGCCUUUGUCACUAUAAAAUAAAUUUUAUACAUUUUUGCAAUUUACAAUUACAAUUUACAAUUACAAUUACAUGCAUUAAUUUAAAUGGAAUAAAUGACGAAUUGUAGUUUUUAUAACUACUCGCUUUUAUUUGCUUUAGCCUAAAGUCAAAUUACAAGUAUAUUAAAAAUUUGAAUCAAAUAAUAAUGCCAAAAGUAAAAUACGAAAUG
Rhagoletis zephyria (snowberry fruit fly) is the source of this 2375-nucleotide messenger RNA. RefSeq names its product probable cytochrome P450 4s3. NCBI's taxonomy places the organism in Eukaryota, Metazoa, Arthropoda, Insecta, Diptera, Tephritidae. The record is from RefSeq and is a predicted model, not a curated record. Gene Ontology annotation, molecular function: heme binding; oxidoreductase activity, acting on paired donors, with incorporation or reduction of molecular oxygen; monooxygenase activity.